AUGUUGUGUCACCUCUUUUCUUUCUUUCUUUUCUUUCUUUCUUUCUUUCUUUCUUUCUUUCUUUCUUUCUUACCCCGUGUUUUUUUUUCAUACAGGACUCUUUCUACAUAUUCCAGAUGCUUUUCUGCAACAGUUCCAGAUGCACUCCUGACGUUCAACAUCUUUUAUUUCUUUUCCUUUUUAGGUCUUUUUGACAUGUGCCAUCAGGAUCACAAAGCCAAAGGUUGGAACAUUGGAAUACGGACAUAUGAAGAGGGACAAGAGGAAGGCGCCCGAAUAUAUUUUUCCUUGGAAACCGAUCGGGCCAAUUCACCGUCUGUAUUAAUGUCAGAUCGAACUUACGAGCCAAAUCGCUGGGUUCAUGUGGCUGCCUCUUACACGGGUAAAAAAAUGAAAUUGUAUAUCAACACAGCCCUGGUUGGAGUGCAACAUCUUCAGACUGGAGAUAUUUUUAGUGUGUCGGCAAGCAGUUGUAAAGAAAUCUUCCUGGGUGGAACGCCAUACUCAAAAGAAAACCUGUAUCGAGGGUCGGUGGAUCAAAUACUAGUUUGGAAUUUCCCUUUAAAACACGGAGAUGUUGCCCAAAACAUGUUUGAUGCUCGCAUCAGCAUGGAAAGAGAAAAAGGAAUUGUCUUUAAAGAAAGUUUCGACGAUCUAAGCCAGUGGAAAUCUUUUCUGAAAGGCGAACCUGAACUUCACUUUUCAAACAUUGAAGACUAUCGUUACGACCUUCAAUUGGUGGCGCCACCAUGCGGCAAGACCGUGUGCGAUGACCCGGAUGUUAUCCGCAGUUAUGUCCAACACCGUGAGCUCCGCCAAGAGAAGAAGGUCAGGUAUCGAAUUGUAAAUGUCAUGGACGACAAUGAACAAAAUCCGAAGGUUACUAAAAUUCAGACAGUUAGUCAACAUCGAGCGCUUGUGUCCACUUUUAAACAGUAUAACAUCAGUUGGGAAUUGGAAGAGGUGAAAUUGCGAAACACAAGUCUCAGGCAUAAGACAGUAUUGCUUGACUGUCUUCCCAUGCAAAUAGGGGACAAACACUGCAAUCGGGAGUGCCAACAUACCCAGACGGGAAACGAUGGCGGAGACUGCGAUCCGGACGAAAUACCGUGCGAUGCUGUCAACUUAGGAAACGGACGAUGUGAUUUCGAAUGUAACCGAGCUUAUUAUGAAUGGGAUAAAGGUGACUGCUGCCAAAGCGCUUUCAAGUCGGCCAAUAGCACCUGUCUGGACCCGGAUUCACCUAACAGAAUUUACCUAAGUAUGGACGAAUACAAGACAGCCCUUAACGUGAACGGAAGUACCCACCUGAAUGUCUACCUAGCAUCAUGGUCUUUAAAGGGAUUGGCGACAUUCCCAUGGGAAAAGCAUGUUUAUAAUGUAUUGGGUAAGUACAGUAGCCUGCUUUUUUCCCCCUAG
Messenger RNA from Acanthosepion pharaonis, 1419 nucleotides. NCBI's taxonomy places the organism in Eukaryota, Metazoa, Mollusca, Cephalopoda, Sepiida, Sepiidae. The record is from the annotation of a GenBank genome assembly.